GGGAAGAGUAGAUCGUUUGGGAGCACAUCACCUGUGACCGUUCCCAGAUUACAGGUUUUGGGGAAAGAGGCAUUCCCAAGUAAACAAAGGUGGGAGACAGAGAACUGCUGAUUAAAGGAGGGGGCAAAGCUUUUGAAGAAGAACUGAUUGCUUUUCCAGUUGCUCUUCCGCCUCAUUUACCCUACCCACUUGAGCCCUUUACACCGUGACUUACCCAAAGAGGCAUGAAACAUACACUUCUUCGAAUUUCCCUGGCUGUCGGGGCAUUUUGGUUUAAUGCUAUGAAGAAAAUCUUGAAACAAUGAGUUACUGGAGCCUUGAGAAGCGGAGUUGUAUGCAGUACUGCAGACAUUUUUUGGUGGACAAUAGCGUGUUUCAUGUGGAAAGAUGCAUGAGUGUAAUGCAGUCGGGGACGCAGAUGAUCAAACUGAAGAAUGGAACCAAAGGGCUGGUCCGACUCUUUUUCCUGGAUGAACACCGGACCUGCCUCCGCUGGCGACCAUCCAGGAAGAACGAGAAGGCAAAAAUAAUUAUCGAUUCCAUCUACAAAGUCACCGAGGGUCGGCAGUCUGAAAUAUUCCAUCGUCAGGCAGAAGGGAACUUUGAUCCGAGUUGCUGCUUCACCAUCUACCAUGGGAACCACAUGGAGUCCCUGGACCUCAUCACGUCCAAUCCCGAGGAGGCCCGGACCUGGAUCACUGGCCUGAAAUACUUGAUGGCCGGGAUAAGUGAUGAAGACUCCCUUGCCAAGAGACAGAGGACACAUGACCAGUGGGUGAAACAGACCUUUGAGGAAGCUGACAAAAAUGGAGAUGGCUUAUUGAACAUUGAAGAGAUCCACCAGUUGAUGCACAAACUCAACGUCAAUCUGCCUCGCCGAAAAGUCAGGCAAAUGUUUCAGGAGGCAGACACAGAUGAGAACCAAGGGACCCUGACGUUUGAGGAGUUCUGUGUGUUCUACAAAAUGAUGUCAUUGCGACGUGACCUCUACCUACUCCUCUUGAGCUACAGUGACAAGAAGGAUCACUUAACCGUGGAAGAACUUGCUCAGUUUCUGAAGGUGGAACAAAAGAUGCAUAACGUUACGACCGAAUAUUGUCUUGACAUCAUAAGGAAAUUUGAAGUUUCUGAAGAAAACAAGGGGCAGAAUGUUCUUGGCAUUGAAGGCUUCACAAGUUUCAUGCGCAGUCCUGCUGGUGACAUAUUUAACCCUCUUCACUGUGAGGUGUAUCAAGACAUGGACCAGCCACUCUGCAACUACUUCAUUGCUUCGUCUCACAACACGUACCUGACUGGAGACCAGCUUCUCUCACAGUCCAAAGUUGACAUGUAUGCCCGCGUGCUGCAGGAAGGGUGCCGUUGUGUGGAAGUUGACUGCUGGGAUGGCCCAGAUGGAGAGCCAGUGGUGCACCACGGUUACACCCUCACGUCCAAGAUCCUCUUCAGAGAUGUUGUGGAAGAGAUCAAUAAAAAUGCCUUCUUGAAGAAUGAGUUCCCGGUGAUAUUGUCUAUUGAGAAUCACUGCAGUAUCCAGCAGCAAAAGAAGAUUGCUCAAUACCUCAAGGAAAUAUUUGGUGACAAACUGGACUUGUCAUCUGUAGAGCCAGAAGAUUCCAAGCAGCUCCCUAGUCCUCAAAGUUUAAAAGGCAAAAUCCUAGUGAAGGGUAAGAAAUUGCCAUUUCACCUUGGGGAAGACGCUGAGGAAGGAGAAGUUUCGGAUGAAGACAGUGCAGAUGAAAUCGAAGAUGACUGCAAGUUCAAGCUCUGUUAUAAUAACGGAACAACCGAGCACCAGGUGGAAUCUUUCAUAAGGAAAAAACUGGAGUCACUAUUAAAAGAAUCUCAAAUCAGGGACAAAGAGGAUCCUGAUAGUUUCACCGUGAGAGCACUAUUGAAGGCAACCCAUGAAGGCUUAAAUGUGCAUCUGAAACAGAAUCCAGAUGUGAAAGAGAGAAGAAAGAAAUCCCAUGGACGAUCCAUAAUGAGUAACUUUGGAAAACAUAAGAAAACUUCAAAAUCCAGGCCCAAAUGUCACAGCACAGAUGAUGAUGAAGAAGGGCAGCAAAAUUCCUCUGGAAAGGAAAGUGGUCAGCUGUACAGGCUGGGCCGCCGAAGGAAAACCAUGCAACUGUGCCGGGAUCUCUCUGAUCUGGUUGUCUACACCAAUUCUGUGGCUGCCCAGGACAUCGUGGAUGAUGGCACUACCGGAAACGUGUUAUCGUUCAGUGAAACAAGAGCCCAUCAGGUGGUGCAGCAGAAAUCCGAACAGUUCAUGAUUUACAACCAAAAACAGCUCACGAGGAUUUACCCGUCAGCCUACCGGAUCGAUUCCAGCAACUUCAACCCCCUGCCCUACUGGAAUGCUGGUUGCCAAUUAGUGGCGUUGAACUACCAGUCGGAUGGGCGCAUGAUGCAAUUGAACCGGGCCAAGUUCAAGAUGAACGGCAAUUGUGGCUACGUUCUCAAACCCCAGCAGAUGUGCAAAGGGACGUUCAACCCUUUCUCUGCUGAUCCGCUUCCUGCCAACCCGAAGAAGCAGCUCAUACUAAAAGUGAUCAGUGGACAGCAGCUCCCCAAACCUCCAGAUUCCAUGCUUGGAGACCGAGGAGAGAUCAUCGAUCCAUUUGUUGAGGUGGAAAUCAUUGGGUUGCCUGUGGAUUGCUGCAAAGACCAGACCCGAGUGGUGGAUGACAAUGGCUUCAACCCUGUCUGGGAAGAAACUUUGACAUUUACCAUUCACAUGCCUGACAUAGCCUUGGUUCGGUUUCUUGUUUGGGACCACGAUCCGAUUGGAAGAGACUUUGUUGGGCAAAGAACUGUCACCUUCAGCAGCCUUGUGCCUGGCUAUCGACAUGUGUACUUGGAAGGACUAACAGAAGCGUCCAUAUUUGUUCAUAUAACGAUCAAUGAAAUUUAUGGAAAGAACAGACAACUGAUAGGUCUCAGAGGGCUAUUCAAUAAGAAUCCCAAGCACAGUUCUUCUGAAAGCAAUUCCCAUUACGUCCGGAAGCGUUCCAUCGGCGACCGAAUUCUGCGACGCACCGCCAGUGCUCCAGCUAAAGGCCGAAAGAAGAGCAAAAUAGGCUUCCAAGAAAUGAUGGAAGGAAAAGAUAAUACGAUUGAGGCCACCGGUGCCAGAGAGAAAGAUGGCGUGCUUCGGAGAACCACAAGGAGCCUUCAGGCGCGUCCGGUAUCUAUGCCUGUGGAUAAAUGUCUCCUUGGGGGAUUGUCACCACCCCUGGGGGAAAUCGUGAAAGAAUCAAAAGGAAAAGAAAACACAUUUGAACAUAGGGAUGGUGCAAGAAAUGGAAGGACACAUAAAAAAGAGCCAGCAUUUGCCAGACUUGAUCAAAAACGAUCACCCCACCGUUCCGCUCCUCUCCCCAAAGAUCCCAGCACAGUGGUCCCUGUCGUUUCCUGUGCUGAGGUGCAAACAGUGUCAGAUCCGCUAGCAACAAGAGACUUUUCAGGGAGAAGAUCCCAACCUAAACUGUCAUCAAAGACUCAGGAACGCCUUCAUCCCCGCCAACCUAUUUCUCCAAGGCAGCAUUCCGGAACAGGAUCCGAGAAAGAACUAUUCAAAGCCGUGUAUGGGGCAGAAAGCAAGAAGGAAAGGAGUCCCGCUGUUUCCAACCAAACCAAAAGAACAAUUUCAGGAAAUUCCCUAUCUCAGAGUGAGCUGGAAAUUAAAAGUAGAGAGGGGGAUGCAAUUCAGGAGAGUUUCGUGACCUCUUUUUCACUGUCAGAUAUCUCUGCGGUCUGCUCCGAAGGACGCGACUUACACUCCACUGCCGUCAUGCAGGAGAGCGACAUCUCUCGCCUGAUUGAUGAAAUCACUUUGACAGAUGAGAGCCAACUGGGCAGUUCAGUCUCAGCACUGAUUGGCCAAAUGGACAUCACCGACGACCGGACCGAUCUCACCGUCGUUUCAAGUCCUCAGGGUAGCGGCGGUCAGACCUUCAACAUGAUGCCUGGACUUGCUCCAUUCCUUAGCCUGGGCCCCAAAACGCCCCAUGCGAAUACAUUCCCUAAUGGCAAACCCGUGGCCCCCUGGCGACACUCAUCCCUCGAGACCACAGUCUUUUCCAGCCCCGAGACCACAGAAUAUUCUACAUACACCAUUGUCCAUGAAGCUGCGCCCACCCUUCUCUCAAAGUGCCACCUGACAGACCAACCCACUUGCAAGAACAAGUUGAAACACACAGGUGGCAGCGGACUGUCAGAGUCUUCUGGCACUCCUCGCUUUUGUCACCUCAGUCCCCAGGUGAAUCAUGUCAGAGUUUGGAAAACCUUCGAGAAUUGCAGCCCCUCAACUUUGGACGACAAGACAUCAGAGAAUCACCCCCUGGGUCUUAAUUCUGGAGAGAGCAGUCUCAUGGAAGUCGAAGGGGAUUCGGAAGACCUCCUGAUAACAACUUACGGAUAUGGGAGAGACGAUGCGAGAGAGCUCGCCUCUCCUUUAAAACUGAAGCGGCAUAACUGGCCUUUGGACCCCUCCGAUCAGAGAAACUUGGAGAAUGGCUCGUCUCACGAUGCCCCUCCCACUCGCGCCCUUGAAGUUGCUAACAUUCGAGCCAUAAAGAAUCGCAGUAUUUCUUGUCCGGCUUAUCAAAGUGUAGGCUUUGUGCAUAACGGUUACCUGCAGACUUCAGGUGGGAAGGCUGGCCCAUCAUGCAUGCCCCUGAAGACCAGUGCUCACGCCGUGCCCUCUCUUUCAACCAGUAUCUCACCACCUUACCCUCCUUCUGCGGCACUCAAGCAGCCGAGCCCAUGCAAGUCGAAAAGCCUUGGAGAUCUGACGUCAGAGGACAUCUCUUGCAAUUUUGAAAGCAAGUACCAGUGCAUUAGUAGGAGUUUCAUCACCGCCGGCAUGAGAGACAAGAGGAUUGUAGCCGUGAAAGCUAAGAGACCACCAUCCACUGACACUCUGACAGAGCAAUUGAGAAGACUGGUGUCCUUUGACCAAGAAGACAGCUGCCAAAGUCUGUGUUCUAAGGAGGAGGAGAGUGACUGUCCCAAGACAUUAGUCAGAAAGCUGUCAUCCAGGAGUCAGAGCAGAGUGCGGAAUAUCGCCAGCCGGGCCAAGGAGAAGCAGGAAGCCAACAAGCAAAAAAACUGGCACUCUAGCAACGUAGGAGGGGUAGUUCUUAGAAACAAACCCUCGGCUGCCCCUCCUGCCGUGAAUAGACACUCCACUGGCUCCUACAUAGCGGGCUAUCUAAACAACCUGAAAGGUGGAGUGCUCGAAGGCCGUGGGAUCCCGGAGGGCUCCUGCAAUUCACUGAGAUAUGGUGGUUUCGACCAGAUUUGUACAGACCAUUCCGUUUUUCAGACUGAGCCAAGCAGCGAGGAUAAACCAGAAAUUUAUUUUCUUUUGCGACUGUAAACUGUACAGAGCUACCCUUUCAAUGUUUACAAGCUGUUCCCCAGAAUCCAAGCUUUUCAGUGAGAAGUGUGCUCCCCUCUGAAACUGUUUAGAAAUGCCAUUUCAAAGCUUGCGUCCUGGUCUUCCCUUGAUCGAAUGCGUGUUUCCCGUUGAGGAGAUGUAAAUAGAUCCCGUGGUCCCCCCAGUUCAUGUGUGAUUUUUAGUUGGGUGUUGUGAAGUGAAUGAAUCAUGGAAAGUUUGCAUGCCGUAGAUGUGAAGACUCUCAGCAGCCUAGGUUUGUUAUGCAUGCGAAUUUGAGCCGCAGAGCUCUCCUGGACAUUUUUGUGCCCAUGUGCAAAACACUGCAAAAAAAAAAUUAUCUUUCCUCUUAUCCCCAUUCCCCACCCUAAUCCUACAUUGUUGUGUCAUGAGAGAGUUUGAAAAGGGGAUAAUUUUGGAAGUUUUCAUCUCUGUCUUCACCUGUUGCCUGGGAGGAUGAAAAUACUUUUUUGUAUGUUUGAGGGAAUGACUGAUUUGUAGUUCAGCUUCCAGAAACUUAAAAGGGGACAAACAGAUGAACACUUGUGUGUACCUUCUCCCCUAACCUCCCCACUCAGAUUAAGAUAAGAAAGAUCUCGGAGACCGGGACCUGAUUUUCUCAGUGUAUUUUCCAGUUCUCCCAGUAAAUGGUAAUUUGGGGGUGACGAGGGAGGAAAGGUAACUAGAAAAAAUCUGUAUAUAAAAUUGAGAAAAUAUUUGUUUUACAUACAUUUUGUUACAUAUUUUUGCUACUGGCUUUGUAUGUAACUGAAACACAGUGGCCGAGAUGAUGUGAUAAUUUGUAACUCCCUGACUACAUCAUGGAAUGUGAGGAAUGGCUUGAAUGAAUAAAGGGUUUGAUUCAAGAAAGAUAAAAUACAAUCUUCCAAAAUGAUUCCAAGGGAAAAAAAAUGGUAUUUUCAUGCUGAUGCUGAAGACCAAUAAAUUGAUUGGAAACCUCUUCCUUCUAGGGAGCCAAGUUAGCCAUAUUUUAAGGACCAAAAUGCUUUGCUUUCACUGUGAUCACAUUUUCUGUGUUAUGUAAAAGAUUUACCUCCUCUUUAGUUUUGUAACAUCAACUAAUGUUAUUCAUGGGAUUGGUAAAAGCAUAAUUAAAAGAGAUUUUUGAGCA
This is a messenger RNA of Ornithorhynchus anatinus (platypus), 6536 nucleotides long. RefSeq names its product phospholipase C eta 1 (gene PLCH1). Gene Ontology annotation, biological process: phosphatidylinositol-mediated signaling; lipid metabolic process. Bases 302 to 5386 code for a protein of 1694 amino acids. NCBI's taxonomy places the organism in Eukaryota, Metazoa, Chordata, Mammalia, Monotremata, Ornithorhynchidae. The transcript is spliced from 23 exons. The record is from RefSeq and is a predicted model, not a curated record. Gene Ontology annotation, molecular function: calcium ion binding; phosphatidylinositol-4,5-bisphosphate phospholipase C activity.